ACAAACAGUCAAGAACAGAGAGGAUAAGAGUGGCUAACAGCUUUAAAACUCAGAGAGAACAAUUUGGAUGCGCUCACAUUCCAGUACAUUCCAGAAAAUCAGCAAAGAGAAGAAGGACAAGCAAAGGUGAAGAGUGAGAAGAACUUGGCAAUGUCUUCAUUUGAGACCCAGAACCAGUCUCCUCCACGAUGUGGCCCACAGUUCCCAAACCUGGGCCAGGAGCCGCCUGAGCUCAGCAUGUACGGCGACUGUUACUACCCUCCUCCCUCACUGCCGAGUCCUCAGCGCACCACGCCACCCUCCUACGACCUGAGUGACUACACCACCUCAUCUCCAAACCCUUACCUGUGGUUUAACAGCUCUGGGAUCAACACGCCGUCGUACCUGUCGACCUCCGUCCCACCUGGUACUCCCGGCCCUCCCUUUGUCCCUCAGCACUAUGGCAUGCAGCGUCCUUACCUGGGUCCAGCUGGAGCUGGAGGUCCAGGAGGGGAACUGAGCUGGUUUUCUCUACCCUCACAAGAAGAUUUGAUGAAGCUGGUCAGGCCUCCGUACUCCUACUCUGCUCUCAUUGCCAUGGCUAUCCAUGGAGCACCAGACAAGAGACUGACACUGAGUCAAAUUUACCAAUAUGUCGCUGAUAACUUCCCUUUCUACAACAAGAGUAAAGCGGGCUGGCAGAAUUCCAUCAGACACAAUCUUUCCCUCAAUGACUGCUUCAAAAAAGUACCAAGAGAUGAAGAUGAUCCAGGCAAGGGCAACUACUGGACUCUUGAUCCAAAUUGUGAGAAGAUGUUCGACAAUGGAAACUUCCGUCGCAAAAGGAAGAGGAAGUCUGAUUCCCUCUCUGGCGGUGAUGGCAGUUCAGGGGCUCCAGAGUCGGGUGACAGCGAGCGGGGCAGCCCCAAACACCCAACCCUCAACAUGUCCCCAACACCGGACAGGAUUCCCUCCCCUUCACUGACAGGUCCUACACCAUGCCUCAGCAGCUUCUUGUCUGAGAUGUCUACAGUUUCUUCUGGAGGAACCAGUGAGGUGGGGGGAGAUGGGUUAAGCAGGCCACUGCAGAUUAACCUUCCCACAGAUGGGCCUCAUAGACCCACCCAGCCUGGAAGCUUUAACAGCUACUCCUCCAACUCAGGUGGCUCGGAGUGGGUACCACAAGUGCCAGCUCCCCCUGUGCUCACUUCCUCACCCACUCACUCUUCUUUAGGUUACUCCAACCCAAUCUUAAACCAGUACAGUGGGUCUAGUGGGCAUUUCUAUCCAACACUGGGAUCAACAGGAAUUAUCUAUCAUCGUGAGGGUACAGAGGUUUAAUAAGACAUCACAAGAGAGGGGGAGGGAGGGUAAGUUUGAGAAGGCUAUUGAAAAAACAUUUCACCUGUCUGGUGUUAUUUCUGUUUUAGAGAUUUCCUGCGGUCACGAACACUUCACACAGAAAAACAAUAUGUUUGCGCUGACAGAGACAGUUGGGAUCACUAGUGUGUGACAGCAGAGUAGAAAGGCUUUGAUUCCCACAGGAACAGCCGAGUCAGCUGCAGCGGCCUUCCACUGUCACUCCCUGAAACCACAGUUAGCCUUCCUAUCAGAUCCUUCUCUCAGCUUUUAUUCUAACUAAAGCUAGUCUCUAUCAGAUCUGACUCAUUAUUAACAGAUCCUGCUGACACCAGGUUAUUCCAUAUCUGCUGUCUGGGAUGCUAUGAUGGUAUCGCCCUUUACAAUGCACAGACAGCACAUUUAGAUGAAUGGUUGAAUUACACCACUGUCAUCUAUAUGCAUGUAAAAUAAGAACAAACCAGUGAAAAGUAACGUUUGUGUCAAGGUUUUUUACUGAGACUAAAUUAAUCUGAUUAAUUUACAGACUAGGUGAAUGAUAUACAACUGGUUAUUGUUCUUUGUACAAAAGUAUAUGUGUUGUGGAAUGUUAUACAUGAUUGUUGGUUUCUUGGUACAACGUUUAAUGUACAUGAUCGAUUUAUAAGGUGUAAUACAUGUUGGAAGCUGUGUUUUUGUAUAUGAAUAAAAGGUUUUGGAGUUACA
Molecule: messenger RNA, 2043 nt
Organism: Melanotaenia boesemani (Boeseman's rainbowfish)
Lineage: Eukaryota; Metazoa; Chordata; Actinopteri; Atheriniformes; Melanotaeniidae
Gene: foxi3b
Product: forkhead box I3b
Exons: 2
Coding region: 151-1320 (389 amino acids)
Biological process (GO): cell differentiation; anatomical structure morphogenesis; regulation of transcription by RNA polymerase II
Molecular function (GO): RNA polymerase II cis-regulatory region sequence-specific DNA binding; DNA-binding transcription factor activity, RNA polymerase II-specific
Source: RefSeq, a predicted model, not a curated record